UCAUCAUCAGCUCAGCAAUCUCAAAACCCAACCCAACAAAUACAUACAUACAUACGCCACUCCACCCAACACCAACUUUUCUUCUCCAUCUUCCUCUUCUUCUCCCUUUUUCUUCUACUCCAUGACUGUGUUCUUCUUUACUGAUCCAAUCACCAAGAACAGUAACCAUGAAAGACUUCAUUUUCAUCUUCAUCUUCUUCGUCUUCCUCCUCCUCCUUUCUCUGCUCAAAUCCGCAUCUGGGUUCGGAUCAAUGGGGCCCAUCUCCGCCGCUUUGGGCGGCAAUGGCUUCUUCUGCGCCAUUGAUGCCAGUGGCAAGCAGCAGGUCAUUUGCUGGGGCGAUAAGGCUAAUUCUUCAGUCCCAGUAGCAGCAACAACCCCAUCUAGCUUUUCUAUCAAUCUCCCUCCCAUGGCUGCUCUCACCGGCGGCGGUGGUUUUCUCUGCGGCAUAUUGGCGAACACCUCGCAGGCAUAUUGCUGGGACUCCUCCGGAUCGCCAAGCUCUGAUCUUGUUCCUUCAGUCUUUAAAUCCAAUGCUUAUUCCCAUAUUGCUGCAGGGAAAAGCCAUGUGUGUGCUAUUAGGGGGCCUUAUUAUUCGGAGAGUGAUUGGGGGAGUGUUGAUUGUUGGGACAUUGUUAGAAAAUUAAAUUCUACUGGUCUGACCUCGAGGCAGAGUGCUCUGUUUUAUGACCAGAAUGUUAGUACACUUGUUAUGACAAAGAUUGUUGCUGGAGAUGGAUUUAGUUGUGGUGGUGUUAGAGAAGGUGGGAUAGUGUGUUGGGGACCAAAUUCUGUUAACUUGGAAGUUUCGGGUGGAUCGGAGAGCUUCUAUUCUUUGACUGCAAGUGUAGAUUCUAUCUGUGGAGUUUCUGAGGUUUCCAAGAUGGUUAAAUGUUGGGGGGCUAAUGACUCUUUUGGCAUCCCUCCAGUGGGGAUUCCUUUUGUGUCAUUGGCUGCUGGUGUGAAGCACUUUUGUGGGAUUCGAGAGGACAAUCAUGGGAUUGAGUGCUGGGGGAACUACAACUCAUCAUUGAUCCCGAAAGGAUCUGGUUUUCUUGCAAUUGCCUCUUCUGAUUUUGUCACUUGUGGGAUAAGGGAAGGUGAUUUGGUUCUUGAUUGCUGGUUUACCAAUGUGUCGUCGCAGUUUGCUUAUGACCCUCCGCUGCAGCUGUGCAGCCCGGGGCUAUGCACGCCUGAUUCGUGUGGUGAAGGCCGGUUUUCCUUCAAUGCCAGCCUUCUCAACGAGCCGGAUUUGACGAGCUUGUGUGUGAGGAAUGAUCUGAUGAUUUGUCUGCCUUGUGGGCUGAACUGUUCCCAAGGGUUCUUCCCUUCUAGCCCUUGCACUGAGAACGCGGAUAGAGUCUGCACGCCUUGCUCUCUCUGCCAGAACAGCUCGUGUUGGGAUGUUUGCAGGCUUCAAUCUUCUAAAGGGAUGCAUAAUAAGCACCGGCCUGAUUUGCCUCAGCUGGUGCUUAUUGUUGGCUGCUCCGCUCUAGGGUUCUUGCUGAUCUUGAUUGCCUUGUGCUUACUAUCCCGGUUAAAGGCAUCCAAGAAUGAAGACGGGAAAAGGAGGAGGGGAGCCUCGUGUAUUCGUAAGCCCGAGCAGGGAACUGAUGCCAACAAUGAUCCUAAUCCUCCUGCCUCCGGGGCACAAUGCCCCGGAGCAGCUCAGGUUUUCAGGCUUUCAGAGCUUAAAGAUGCUACUAAUGGGUUCAAGGAGUUUAAUGAGCUUGGUAGGGGAAGCUAUGGCUUUGUCUACAAAGCCAUUCUUCCAGAUGGGAGGCAAGUAGCAGUGAAGAGGGCUAAUGCUGCUACAAUCAUCCACACCAAUAGCCGGGAAUUCGAGAUGGAGUUAGAGAUCCUAUGCAACGUACGCCAUAGCAAUAUUGUUAAUUUGCUAGGCUAUUGUGCCGAGAUGGGAGAAAGGAUCCUCGUUUACGAGUACAUGCCUCACGGGACUCUCCACGACCACCUCCACGGAGGCCUUUCGCCUCUGAAUUGGAGCCUUAGGCUCAAGAUUGCAAUGCAGGCUGCAAAGGGGCUCGAGUACCUUCACAAAGAAGUCUCGCCCCCUAUUGUUCACCACGAUGUGAAGAGUUCGAAUAUCCUUUUGGACGCUGAUUGGGGCGCCCGAAUCGCAGAUUUCGGGCUGCUAACUCCCACCGAGAAGGACCACAGUGGAGACAUGAAAACCGAUGUUUACAACUUCGGGAUUGUGCUGCUGGAAAUUCUUAGUGGCAGAAAAGCUUACGACAGGGACUGUGUGCCUCCCAGCAUAGUUGAAUGGGCAAUGCCUCUUAUAAAACAAGGCAAAGCCGCUGCCAUCAUUGAUCGAUUCGUUGCUCUUCCUAGAAACGUCGAGCCUCUACUUAAACUUGCAGAUAUGGUAGAGCUUGCCCUAAGGGAAGAUCCCAAUCUAAGGCCAAACAUGUCUGAUUUGGCACUUUCUUUGGAGCAGCUAGUGAAGGAAGGAUUGAUAUUAUAGCUCUUCUCAGUUCUCAUCAUGUCCAGUUCUUAAAUUAUAUUCUUUGGUGCAUUUGAAUCAUUCCACAAACACAAAUUCAGAGAUAGCGAAUUCCGGUGAGUAGUGCUCUUCUGCAACUGUACAUUUCUUAUGAGCUGUGCCUGUACAUUAUAUGCUUAUUAUUAUACACUUUCACCACAUUCUUCCCAUCAAAUUCGAGAAAUAAUAAAUUCUUCAGCUGUUCUUGUCUGAUGAAACA
Molecule: messenger RNA, 2721 nt
Organism: Ipomoea triloba (trilobed morning glory)
Lineage: Eukaryota; Viridiplantae; Streptophyta; Magnoliopsida; Solanales; Convolvulaceae
Product: serine/threonine-protein kinase-like protein CCR1
Exons: 1
Coding region: 168-2483 (771 amino acids)
Biological process (GO): protein phosphorylation
Molecular function (GO): protein binding; ATP binding; protein kinase activity
Source: RefSeq, a predicted model, not a curated record